Chilo suppressalis (striped riceborer) is the source of this 3717-nucleotide messenger RNA. The record is from the annotation of a GenBank genome assembly. Lineage: Eukaryota; Metazoa; Arthropoda; Insecta; Lepidoptera; Crambidae.
GUAAGCGGUAGUUGAGGAUUAGAAUUUCGCCUGCGGGGGCGGACGCUGCUCCAACACAGCACACGGGGUAAACCAGACACCAUGGCCGAAAAAAAGGAUCUUGAGUGUGGUGACCCCGCGCUGGAAAGUACGCGAAAGCCUAUGGACUUGCCGACUUUACCAAAACCUCUCACAUUGGAAGAAAAGAAGUAUCUCCUAGCAGCAGAGAGAGGGGAUAUGGCGAACGUCAGAAGAAUGCUGCAAAAGGCUCAUCGCCAGAAACACAUCGACAUAAACUGCGUAGAUUCCCUCGGGCGUGGUGCUUUGACCGUGGCCAUUGACGGUGAGAACAUGGAAAUGGUGGAACUGCUGGUGAUCAUGGGCGUGGAGACCAAGGACGCUCUGCUGCAGGCCAUCAACGCGGAGUUCGUGGAGGCCGUGGAACUACUCCUGGAGCACGAGGAGCUGAUACACAAGGAUGGGGAGCCAUACAGUUGGCAGAAAGUAGACCCGAAUACUGCUAUGUUCACGCCGGACGUUACUCCCCUGAUGUUGGCCGGUCACAAGAACAACUACGAGAUCCUUAAGAUCCUGCUGGACCGUGGCGCGACUGUACCCAAUCCACACGACGUAAGGUGUGGCUGUGAGGAGUGCAUCCGUUUGUCAACAGAAGACUCCCUGCGACACUCGUUGGCUCGUUUGAACGAGUACAGGGCGUUGGCGUCGCCCUCACUCAUCGCUCUGUCUUCCACCGAUCCUAUAUUGACCGCGUUUCAACUGUCUUGGGAACUACGAAACUUGGCUUUUGCUGAACAGGAAAGCAAAUCUGAAUAUUUGGAGCUGCGUCGCCAAGCGCAGAAGUUUGCGGUUGAUCUACUAGAUCAGUCACGGAGCAGUCAAGAGCUGGCCGUCAUAUUGAACCAUGAUCCUGAUGAACCAGGAUUCGUUGAAGGAGAUCACAUGAAGCUGGCCAGAUUGGAACUGGCUAUUAAUUUCAAACAAAAGAAGUUCGUAGCUCAUCCCAACAUCCAGCAACUUCUUGCCGCCAUCUGGUACGAGGGUGUACCUGGUUUCCGACGCAAGACAGCCAUGGAGAAGACCAUGAUCAUCUGCCGUGUCGCUCUGCUGUUCCCAUUCUACUGCAGUCUGUACAUGAUCGCGCCCAACUGUGCCACUGGCAAGCUGAUGAGGAAACCCUUCAUGAAAUUCUUGAUUCACGCGUCCAGCUAUCUGUUCUUCUUACUGAUUCUGAUCCUGGUGUCACAAAGAGCGGAGGUGCAGGUGAUACAACUCUUUGGUCCUGAUUGGAUGGUCAAGGAGUUGGAGAAAGAGUUGCUGAAACAGAGAGGGAAUGGGCCAACUUACCUCGAGCUGGUGGUGGUCGUAUACGUGUUAGGGUUUAUUUGGGAAGAAACUCAGGAGAUCUACAUUGAAGGCAUACGCUCCUACCUUCGAAACAUGUGGAACUUCAUAGAUUUCACUAGGAACUUCUUGUACGUGUCCGUGGCUAUGCUCAGGUUCGCUGCGUACUGGCAACAGAUCACAGAGAUCAGGCGAGACCCACAGACUAAAUUCAUACCGAGGGAGAACUGGGACGCCUUCGAUCCUCAACUCAUUGCCGAGGGGUUGUUUGCGGCCGCUAAUAUUUUCAGUGCCUUGAAGCUCGUCCACCUGUUUUCCAUUAAUCCUCACUUGGGACCGCUGCAGAUCUCCCUCGGAAGGAUGGUCAUCGAUAUCGUCAAGUUUUUCUUCAUUUACAGCUUGGUUCUCUUCGCUUUUGCUUGUGGUUUGAAUCAAUUACUGUGGUAUUUCGCUGACCUUGAAAAGAGGAAGUGUUACGUUUUGCCCGGUGGUCUCCCCGACUGGGAUAACGCAGGGGAUUCUUGUAUGAAGUGGAGAAGUUUCGGAAAUGUGUUCGAAGCGUCUCAAUCGUUGUUUUGGGCGUCCUUCGGCAUGGUUGGCCUGGAAAACUUCGAGUUGGCCGGCAUCAAGAGCUACACCCGGUUCUGGGGCCUUCUUAUGUUCGGCUCUUACUCGGUCAUCAACGUUAUCGUGUUGCUUAAUCUCCUCAUCGCUAUGAUGUCCAACUCCUAUGCUAUGAUUGACGAACACUCGGACGUCGAAUGGAAAUUUGCUCGAACAAGGCUUUGGAUGAGUUAUUUCGAAGAGGGUGCAACACUACCACCACCGUUCAACAUAAUGCCGACGCCAAAGCUACUGCUCAGAAUGAUGGGAUUAAGGAAAAAGGACAAACUCAGAAAGAUGAAAAAUAAGGAGCAAAAGGAGAAAGAACAUGACGUACGCUACUUAGCGGUGAUGCGAGCGUUGGUAUGGCGAUAUGUAUCAGCCAUGCACAGGAAGAUGGACGAUGAGCCGGUGACAGAAGACGACAUCAACGAGCUGAAGGGAGACGUGUCCGCGCUGCGGUACGAGCUGCUCGAGGUCUUCGAGAAGAAUGGCAUGGACGUGUCGUUCACCGAUAGGACGGAGAAGACUGUCCUCGGCAAGCGUAUGAAGGUGUGGGAGCGACGCCUGAUGAAGGACUUCCAGGUGGCACCGGUGGCAGGCGUGGACGAAGAGAAGCCGGCUGACGAGGAUGGACUGUCCAAGUUCAGAAGGAUCGCCAAGAUGGCGGUGGCUAGCACCAGUAACGCCAAAUGGGAUCAGACGUUAGCCCAAACUGGAAUUUCGAGCCAGAUUGGGCGCUGUCGAACUCGCGAGUCAUUCAAAAAUCAAAAAAAUCUACAGCGCGCUAUGGACGAAGCAAGAAAGCUUGUAUUGAAAUCACCAUUGCCUGGCUCACGAGGCGCUUCUCCGAUUGACCUGCCAUUGACUCCCGGCGACACAUUGUUGGAACUCAUCAAAGAUAUCUCCACUGAAGUGGGAGAGCCUGCGUCGCCUUUGACCAAAUCACCGUUCAAACCAUCAGGUGGUGGCGGUGUUGGAAUGGGUUCCCUUCUGACAGCAGCUGCCACCCAGAGUAGAGCUGCUUCCCCGAAGCUGCUUCCAUCCAGCCCCACACCUAAGGCUGCCGUAUCGAAAGCCGCGACACCAGUGCCAAGCCCUCGUGCGAUGAGUCCAAUACAGAGCCCAGUGCAGAGCCCGGUGCUAGCGCCGGCCCAGAGCCCUAUAUCAGGGUCUGCUCCAAGCCCCACGCCGAGAGCCAUCACACCGGACCCGGAUGAACCUACACAACAGGAGCCGAGUCCAUUGAAAGCGAAGCGAACACCGGGCGAUACUUCCCCACCGAAAGUGAUUAAGCGAAAGCCACCAGGCGCACCGACUCAAUCUGCUGAUGGACAGGCGCCAGAACCAUCGGCGGAGGAAGCUAAACCUGCUGAAGAUAUAGCCGUGGCGAGGCCGGUAGUGCCUGAGAUCAAACCACCAGAAGGGGCCAUACCUCCACCUCCCCCGCCUGUUAAGCCAAAGGCACCCGCGGUUCCUACCACGGAGGUGACGCCGAGCACGCCACCCGUCCGAGCUGCCUCGCCUAACGCCAAACCUCCCACGCCACCCAAGUCAGUUUCACCCACGCCGAGAGUCAGCUCUCCACAACCAUCCACGUCUGCAGUUCCCGCCCAGUUACCAGCAGAACCGCCAUCUCCACCUAAACGACUUUCUUCCACGUCCAGCACGGAACAGCUGAUCCCACCAGCAUCGCCUGAACCUCUCCGCUCAGUCAAGAAACUUGACGACAUCAAAACCAUAAAACGACAACCAAAGAGUGGAUGGCUUUAA